Messenger RNA from Ustilago hordei, 1989 nucleotides. RefSeq lists its product as uncharacterized. NCBI's taxonomy places the organism in Eukaryota, Fungi, Basidiomycota, Ustilaginomycetes, Ustilaginales, Ustilaginaceae. The record is from RefSeq and is a predicted model, not a curated record. The transcript has a single exon. The coding region runs from base 1 to 1989 and encodes 662 amino acids.
AUGAUUCCAUCACCCAAGUUCGCUUCUCUCAUUGGCAGCGUUACGCUUGCUUUCGUUCUCGCUGCUUCGAUUCGCCCCGUCAACACAGCUCCUGUUAUUCGAAGGCAAGAUGCAGCGGCAGCUCCUGCUGGGUACAUCUCUGUCGCUCAGCCUCAGAUGUCAGAGCAGGAUAUUUACGCAGUUGGAAUUCCACCUUCGACACCCAUGACAGAGCAAGAUAUCUAUGCUGUGGGUAACCCACCCCUGCCUGCUGCUGAUCCCGCGAGUCAGCUCGAACAGAUUCUCAAAGUUGCAGCUCAAGCGGCGUUGUCGACGAGUAAUACCACCAUGAACGCGGUGAAUCACUACGAUGCGACUCCUUCCACUACGCUCGCUAGUCCGGAACAGGUUAGUCAGGUGGGAACGACCGAGUCAGUGCAGCAGAUGACGGGUAAUGCGGCUGAGGGAGGUCUGUUUAAGCAAGCUGCAGGUGUGUCUACAGCGGGGCAGGGGAGUGAUACUUAUCAAAAUGUGAUUGCUCAGCAGAUGGAGCUGUUAGGGAACAAGGCGAGGAGAGGGUUGGAAGAGAUGGUAGCGAGGCAGUUGGGGUUGGGUGUGCCUACGCCGUUGAGCGAGACUGGGGUGGUGAGUGCUGCUGUGCCGGAGGUGACGGGUGCUGCUGCUCCUGUCGUUAGUGCGGUGGGAAGUCCUGCUGCUCCGGCUGCUACUGCUGUGACGGGAGCUACAGCAGCUGUAUCGGUCGCUCCCCCUGCUCCGAGCGACUUCAGCUCGCCUCCUGUACCUACUGUUCCCUCUGGUGCUGCGGAUACUGUUCCUAGUCUUUCCGCUGCUGUACCUUCUGCGCCUGUUCGAGAUGCGCCGGUGCCUACGUCUGAUCUUGCCACUGCUUCUGUACUAACCGAUCUCCCCACGUCAGCUGUGCCGACGGACCUUCCAACUUGGGCGGUACCCGAAGUCCCAGCUAGCCUUCCUCCAGCAUCUGGCCCUUCCGCCCCCGCGGUCCCCAUCCCCUCCGUUCUCCCAAGCUUGGAAGCAGCAGCAGCAUCAGCAACCACCCUCCUUCCCACCUCCGAUGCCGCUCGCCUCCCUCUCAAGACGGCUUCGGCUGAAGAAGUAAUCAUGACGGUCACUUUUCCCACCAAAGCGCUCCCCACAUCCAUCGCUGGCUUACCCAACCGCAAAAUCAACAACGCUGCUAAAGCUGACGAUGAUGAAGGGGAUUGGAAGACGAUGACCAUCUUAGUCCCUGCCGAAGCAUUCGGGUCUGCGGCUGGAGCAAAGACUCCAGCGGCCCAACCUCCUGCUUCUUCUGCUAGUGCGGAUGAACAGGUGGCUUCGUCUACCUCCAACCCCGCAUCAGCCAAAGCUACACCUAUGGAGGCACCGAUCAAUCUCUCCUCUUUCACCUCUAUGAAAGCGGCUGUUACUGGAGUUGUAACCAUCCCUCUCACAGGUGUGAUUGACGGAAUGACUUAUUCGACUAUGCUCACCCUUACCAUUCCUCGGUUUGGUGGUCCAGCUAGUUUCACCUCCGCUCCUGCUUUGACAACAUCUGUACCGGUCUCUGCUACAGAUAAAGCUAACUUGGCAGCCGUCACAUCAGCACCAGUCACCAAAAGCGCCCCUGCCUCCUCGGCUAAGCCAACUUGCACCGCUAGUGUAGACCCAGCUUCUAUUCACCCAGAUGACAUCCCUCCCCUUCUCAAAGGCCCUUCCACCUCCUCUCCCGCUUCUCCCACCUCCAGCCCUACCGAACCUGAUGACCAGGGCAGUGGCGAUGACAAAGAUUGCGAAGAAGAAGAUACGGAGAAGAUCGACGAACGAGAUGCAGUCGGAAUAGUUGAUCCUCAAUCCAAACCCAAGAGCUUGUUGGCAAAAGUUUGGAAUUGGGUUACGCGUAAACCUUUGAACGAGAGGGAUUGGGAUGAUGAUUAUGGAUAUGACUACCAAGAUGAGGUCGAGGGAGAGUGGUAUGAUGCUCAGGAGUAA